Stylophora pistillata is the source of this 890-nucleotide messenger RNA. RefSeq lists its product as uncharacterized. The record is from RefSeq and is a predicted model, not a curated record. Lineage: Eukaryota; Metazoa; Cnidaria; Anthozoa; Scleractinia; Pocilloporidae.
CUGAUGGUUUUAUGUCAUGCAAAAAUACAACCAUUAGUUGUGGCGUAUUGUGGCUUUCUCCGUUUGAACCCUCAAUACAGGUAAAAUGAUUAAGGGAAUUGUGAUUUUCAUCCUUUUGGUGAGCAUUGGAGCAUUUUGCCAGCGACAGCAUUUGGACAAGGUGGUUCUCAGAGACUUCUACAGAUCAUCUCAGGGUCCUGUUCCUAAGCACAGCUCUCCAAUGGGAAUUUAUGCCGAGUCACGUUCAAACUACCGUGAAGAUAACUGCUGUGUCAAGAGGAAGAUAGUACAAAACGGAAAAAUCAAGUCUCAGUGUCGCAGCGAGCAUCCUGAUUGUUUUUCUAAAUCGAGUCCUACAAGCCCUAGUUUUGGGAAGUGCGAAUCUGUGAGGGACAGUGAAGAUGAUGUAAUUGCUUGUCGAUGCGCUGCUAAAAAAUAGGAAAGUAACCCUCUCUGAUCUUGAACAUCCUUUUCAGGGGAAGUUCUUAAUUAAAGUCUAAACAUAAAGGAAUACAAAAGGCCGUAAUGCCUAUCUAUUGUUGUCUUCUCUGCAUCGGAAUAAUUUGAUUUACGAUUCUCCACCAUUAUUAAUAGUGAUUGUGCGACCUCUGUAGAGUGAAUACCACAGGUCUUUCUCUUUGAGCUUACAUGCUUCGUCCUCUUUGCGUGGUUUAAGCACAAUCAAAAUAACUGUUGCUUCCACGUGUCUUUCGUUAUCUAGAUUAGCAAAUAUCAUUUACAAAUGUAUGUGAAAAAUAAUAAAACUGUUCGUGGUUUCCACAAAUAGUUAUCCCUUCCACGUUGAUUCCCGUAAGAAACUAAACCGGCUAAGGUAAGCAACGCAUAGUAUCGCCUGAAAAUGCAUCAAUGAAAUCCAGUGGUUACACCUC